This is a messenger RNA of Callorhinchus milii (elephant shark), 1208 nucleotides long. RefSeq names its product S-phase kinase-associated protein 1. The record is from RefSeq and is a predicted model, not a curated record. The transcript is spliced from 6 exons. NCBI's taxonomy places the organism in Eukaryota, Metazoa, Chordata, Chondrichthyes, Chimaeriformes, Callorhinchidae. Gene Ontology annotation, biological process: SCF-dependent proteasomal ubiquitin-dependent protein catabolic process. The coding region runs from base 164 to 655 and encodes 163 amino acids. Gene Ontology annotation, molecular function: cullin family protein binding. Gene Ontology annotation, cellular component: cytoplasm; nucleus.
AACGUCUCCUUGCCGCCCGCCCGCCCGCCCCGCCAACGCCGCUGUCCGCGUCUGUCACUCCGCGCGGCCCCAACUGACUCGACCGGUUUGACCCGCGGCUGUCAGGCAGACAGACAAUUUUCGGAAGCUGCUUUCAGCCGCCAUCUAUCUCGUUGUGAAGAAGAUGCCAGUCAUUAAACUGCAGAGUUCAGAUGGAGAAAUCUUUGAAGUGGAUGUAGAAAUAGCAAAGCAAUCCAUCACAAUCAAGACUAUGUUGGAAGAUCUAGGAAUGGAUGAUGAAGGCGAUGAUGAUCCGGUACCAUUACCAAAUGUAAAUGCUGCAAUCCUAAAAAAGGUGAUCCAGUGGUGCACACAUCACAGAGAUGAUCCUCCUCCACCAGAAGAUGAUGAAAACAAAGAGAAGAGAACCGAUGAUAUACCUGUGUGGGAUCAAGAGUUUCUCAAGGUGGACCAGGGUACUCUCUUUGAACUAAUUCUGGCAGCAAACUACUUGGAUAUAAAGGGUUUGUUAGAUGUAACUUGCAAAACCGUGGCGAAUAUGAUUAAAGGAAAGACUCCUGAAGAAAUUCGCAAAACUUUCAACAUAAAAAAUGACUUCACUGAGGAAGAGGAAGCACAGGUACGCAAGGAAAAUCAGUGGUGUGAAGAGAAGUAGUCCAGUAUGAAUUGCUUGUGCAGCCUGAAGGAAGAGUGCUUGCAUGUAUUAAAACGCUAGUGGGCUGAUGUAACUUUAAAAUGUAGGCAAGAUCACCACCACACAAACAUCUGUAACUAGCAUUAAUGGUGAGCUUUAAGCUUGCUCCAUGGAACUUAUUCGCUAGUUGAACAACUGCUGUGUAGUGUCUUAUUACUUCGUAUUACUUCUCCUGACUUCUUCCAACAUUGUCAAUUGAAUACAAGUUGUAUAAAAACAAAUUGACCGUAUGAAGGCAAAUGUGAUUGAAAUUCCUUUAGUAUUUUUAAUUUGUGAUUAAAGUUUACUUUUUUAUUAUGGUUUUCUGUUGGGUUUUAAAACUGACCUGGCUCCUAUUUGAUUUUGUUAAAACUCCACAAUGUGAUCACCUGCUAAAUGUUUCAACAGCUCAUGAAAACUUGGAUUACUGGAUGGGCCAGUGAAAUGCUGAUUUGUGUCACUCUUGUUUGACAUUUGAGGAUUUGUUUGUUUUAUUUUGGGUUCGCUUGAAUACAUUUUGACUGGAUAACAGUUG